Cucurbita moschata (crookneck pumpkin) is the source of this 5948-nucleotide messenger RNA. Its product is annotated as guanine nucleotide exchange factor SPIKE 1. Gene Ontology annotation, biological process: positive regulation of GTPase activity; small GTPase-mediated signal transduction. The transcript is spliced from 30 exons. The record is from RefSeq and is a predicted model, not a curated record. Gene Ontology annotation, molecular function: guanyl-nucleotide exchange factor activity. The coding region runs from base 318 to 5813 and encodes 1831 amino acids. Lineage: Eukaryota; Viridiplantae; Streptophyta; Magnoliopsida; Cucurbitales; Cucurbitaceae.
UUGCUGUAUUUCCUUCACUUUAACUCCCACUCCGACUGUACUGUACCGCACUUGCCUCUUUUCUUCUGCAAUGGCUUGAGCUUCUCAUCUGCUGGCGCCUCUGUGUUUCUUUUACGCCUCCUCCACAUUUCUCUCUCCCUUUUCCUGUUGACUACAGAUCUACCAACUACGCCAUUGUUGUUUCUUCCUGAGGUUCGCUACCUGUAUCCACUUCCUAAAUACCAAAUUUGAAAGAGACCUCUCAACUCUAUUUUUAUUUUCUUCUUAUCUUGCUUCUGCACCUCCUAACCCUCUCCCCAAAACCUAGAUCUACAGCAAUGCAUCUCCUACAUCGCCGAGAUUCCACUCCCGCGUCUAUCAAAUGGCACAACAAGUUUGAGGAGAAUUUGGAGCAAUGGCCACAUCUCAAUGAGCUCGUGCAGUGCUAUUCCACUGACUGGGUAAAGGAUGAAAACAAGUACGGUCACUAUGAGACUAUUGGUCCCGUGUCCUUUCAGAAUCAGAUAUAUGAAGGCCCCGACACUGACAUUGAGACUGAAAUGCGUCUUACUUACGCUAGGCGCAUGAAGCCUGACGAUACUACAGAGGAUGAUGUACCUAGUACCUCUGGACGGCCAGAGACUACAACACAUGAUCCAUUGUCAUCAAAUAUUCCAAAGCAGUUUGAUCAUUCUCCUCUUCCAGCUUAUGAGCCAGCUUUUGAUUGGGAAAAUGAAAGGUCAAUGAUAUUUGGCCAGAGGAUACCAGAAACUCCUGUAACACAUGGCUUGAAGAUUUCUGUGAAAGUUCUAUCCUUAUCCCUUCAAGCGGGGUUGUGUGAGCCAUUUUAUGGUACAAUUUGCUUGUAUAAUAGGGAGAGAAGAGAAAAACUAUCUGAGGAUUUCCAUUUUCGCAUUACUCCUAAAGAAAUGCAGGAUCCUAAAAUAGCAUUCGAACCACGUGGAAUUUUCUAUUUGGAGGCUCCAUCAGCAUCAGUCUGUCUUUUUAUUCAGUUAGAGAAGCAUGCCACAGAAGAAGGAGGGGUUGCCGCUUCUGUGUAUUCACGUAAAGAACCAGUGCAUUUGAGUGAAAGAGAAAAGCAAAAACUGCAAGUGUGGUCUCAAAUCAUGCCUUACAGAGAAUCCUUUGCCUGGGCCAUUGUUGCAUUAUUUGAUAACAGCACUGGUGCAGCAUCUGCUGGAUCUGCUUCCCCGAGUAGUCCUCUUGCUCCCAACAUAACUGGAUCUAGUUCCCAUGAGGGUGUAUUUGAGCCUAGCACAAAGGUCACAGUGGAUGGUAAGCUGGGUUGCUCUAGUGGAAGCUCUGUGGUUGUUGAAAUAUCCAACUUAAAUAAGGUCAAGGAAGGCUACACGGAAGAUGCACUUCAGGAUCCCAAGUACAAGGUUCAUAAACCUGUAAAAGGUGUUCUUAGGCUGGAAAUUGAAAAGCACCAGAUUUCCCAUGCUGACAAUGAAAACAUGUCAGAAAGUGGUAGUGUGAUCAGUGACUCUGUUGAGAUGGAUUCCACAUUUAAGAAGCUUCCUAAUAACGGUUCUGAUAGCCAUCAUCAUAGUGGCAGCUUGAAGUUAAAUUUUUCUGAUGGGAAAGAAUUUUCUGGUAAUGGAUCAUAUCCACAUGGAAAUGCAGAUUCAAGUGCAGAUGAUUUCCAUGCAUUUGACUUCCGCAUUAUGAUGAGGAAUGAGCCGUUCUUGCAGCUCUUUCACUGUCUUUAUGUUUACCCCAUGACUGUUAGUUUGAACCGCAAGAGGAACUUGUUCAUUCGUAUAGAACUUAGAGAGGAUGAUAGUGACCCGCGUAGACAGCCUCUGGAGGCUAUGUAUCCUGUGGAGCUGGGUGCUUCUCUUCAGAAGUGGACUCACACUCAAGUUGCUGUAGCUGCAAGAGUAGCUUGCUACCAUGAUGAGAUUAAACUCUCCCUCCCUGCUACCUGGACACCAAAGCAUCACUUAUUAUUCACUUUCUUCAACAUUGAUAUGCAAGCAAAACUAGAAGCUCCAAUGCCAGUGCCAAUUGGAUAUGCAUCACUCCCCUUAUCAGCACAUGCUCAGUUACGGUCUGAAAUUUCUUUACCAGUAAUCAGAGAGCUUGUUCCGCAUUACCUCCAAGAUACAAACAGGGAGAGGCUAGAUUACUUGGAAGAUGGAAAAAACAUCUUUAAAUUGCGUUUAAGACUGUGUUCCUCCCUGUAUCCCAUUAAUGAACGAAUCAGGGAUUUUUUUCUGGAAUAUGAUAGACACACUCUUCGAACAAGCCCUCCAUGGGGUUCUGAACUUCUGGAGGCUAUUAACAGUUUGAAGAAUGUUGAUUCCACUGCGUUGCUCCAAUUCCUUCAUCCUAUUUUGAAUAUGUUGCUUCAUCUCAUUGGCAAUGGUGGAGAAACCCUCCAGGUUGCGGCGUUUAGAGCAAUGGUUAAUAUUGUUACUAGGGUGCAGCAGGAAUCGGCUGAAGAUGGUGAAAGAAACCACUUCCUGGUUAAUUAUGUCGAUUAUGCUUUUGAUGACUUCGGGGGUCGGCAGCCACCUGUGUACCCUGGUCUGUCCACUGUCUGGGGAAGCUUGGCUAGGAGCAAGGCCAAAGGCUAUCGUGUUGGACCAGUAUAUGAUGAUGUUUUGGCUAUGGCCUGGUUUUUCCUUGAACUAAUUGUCAAAUCAAUGGCACUUGAGAAAACUCGGCUUUUCUAUCAUAGUCUUCCAUUAGGUGAAGAUAUUCCUCCAAUGCAAUUGAAAGAAGGUGUAUUUAGAUGUAUAAUGCAGUUGUAUGAUUGCCUUCUUACUGAAGUACACGAACGUUGCAAGAAGGGAUUAAGCUUGGCUAAACGUUUGAACAGCAGUUUAGCGUUCUUUUGUUAUGAUCUUUUGUCCAUUAUUGAACCUCGCCAAGUAUUUGAUUUGGUUUCCUUGUACCUGGACAAGUUUUCAGGUGUCUGCCAAUCUGUUCUGCAUGACUGCAAGCUUACAUUUUUACAGAUUAUAUGUGAUCAUGACCUCUUUGUGGAAAUGCCCGGAAGAGACCCUUCUGAUAGGAACUACCUUUCAUCUGUAUUAAUACAAGAACUUUUUCUUACUUGGGAUCAUGAUGAUCUACCUCUGCGGGCCAAGGCGGCAAGAAUUUUAGUUGUUCUCUUAUGCAAGCAUGAAUUUGAUGCUCGGUACCAGAAGCCUGAAGAUAAACUAUACAUUGCUCAGCUGUAUUUUCCACUUAUCGGGCAGAUUUUAGAUGAAAUGCCCGUCUUCUAUAACCUAAAUGCCAUAGAGAAGCGUGAAGUUUUGAUUGUGAUUUUGCAAAUUGUGCGCAAUUUAGAUGAUACCUCACUUGUCAAGGCAUGGCAACAAAGCAUUGCUCGAACCAGAUUAUUUUUCAAGCUCAUGGAAGAAUGCCUAAUUCUUUUUGAGCAUAGAAAACCUGCUGAUGGCAUGCUUAUGGGAUCCAGUUCUCGGAGCCCUGCUGCUGUUGGUGAUACCCCUGGUUCCCCUAAGUACUCUGACAGACUAUCUCCUGCAAUCAACAACUACCUAUCUGAGGCAUCAAGACAAGAAUUCAGACCUCAGGGAACACCUGAUAAUGGUUAUCUGUGGCAGAGGGUGAAUUCUCAAUUGAGCUCCCCAAAUCAGCCAUAUUCGUUGAGAGAAGCACUUGCUCAGGCACAAUCUUCUAGGAUUGGUGCAUCGGCCCAGGCACUAAGAGAGUCGCUGCACCCAGUAUUAAGACAAAAAUUAGAACUUUGGGAAGAAAACUUAAGUGCAGCAGUUAGCCUUCAGGUUUUGGAAAUAACAGAGAAGUUUUCCUUGAUGGCAUCUUCUCAUAGCAUUGCCACUGACUACGGGAAACUUGAUUGCAUCACCUCCAUAUUCAUGAGCUUCUUCUCUAAGAAUCAACCUUUGGCAUUCUACAAGGCCUUAUUUCCUGUCUUUAACAGUGUCUUUGAUCUUCAUGGUGCAACUUUAAUGGCGAGAGAAAAUGACCGUUUCUUGAAGCAAGUAACAUUCCAUCUUCUUCGGCUUGCAGUUUUUCGAAAUGAUAGCAUAAGGAAAAGGGCUGUUUCAGGGCUUCAGAUUCUUGUGAGGAGUUCUUUCUGUCACUUUAUGCAGACGGCUAGAUUGAGGGUCAUGCUCAUAAUUACUUUAUCAGAAUUGACGUCUGAUGUGCAAGUAACUCAGAUGAAGGCAAAUGGGACACUUGAAGAGAGUGGUGAAGCACAGCGUCUUCGAAAAUCCUUAGAAGACAUGGCUGAUGAAUCGAAGAGUUCUGAUCUGCUGAAGGAAUGUGGACUUCCUGAGAAUGCUCUUGUAAUAAUUCCAGAAGCUUCUGCUGACAAUAGGUGGUCCUGGUCAGAGUUGAAAUAUCUUUCUGACAGCCUCCUUCUUGCUCUUGAUGCUAGUCUAGAGCAUGCUCUUUUAGCCUCUAUGAUGUCAAUGGAUAGAUAUGCUGCUGCAGAAGGUUUCUAUAAACUUGCAAUGGCAUUCGCCCCUGUGCCUGAUCUUCAUAUUAUGUGGUUAUUGCAUUUAUGCGAUGCACAUCAAGAGAUGCAAUCAUGGGCAGAAGCUGCACAGUGUGCUGUAGCGGUUGCAGCUAUGGUCAUGCAGGCUCUUGUUGCUCGAAAUGAUGGUGUCUGGAGCAGAGAUCAUGUAGCAGCUCUACGUAGAAUAUGCCCUAUGGUCAGCGGUGAGAUCACCUCGGAGGCAUCAGCAGCUGAGGUCGAGGGAUAUGGUGCUUCUAAACUCACUGUCGACUCUGCUGUGAAGUACCUACAGCUCGCAAACAAGCUUUUCUCCCAAGCUGAGUUGUAUCAUUUUUGUGCUAGUAUUCUGGAACUUGUAAUUCCAGUCUAUAAAAGUAGGAGAGCAUAUGGACAACUGGCAAAAAGUCACACUUUACUGACAAAUAUUUACGAAUCAAUCCUUGAGCAGGAGUCGAGCCCAAUUCCGUUUACUGAUGCAACAUAUUAUAGGGUGGGAUUCUAUGGUGAAAGUUUCGGGAAGCUGGAUAGGAAGGAAUACGUUUAUCGUGAGCCCCGUGAUGUGCGGUUAGGUGACAUAAUGGAGAAGCUCAGUCAUGUAUAUGAAUCUAGGAUGGAUGGCAGUCACACACUGCAUAUUAUUCCAGACUCCAGACAAGUGAAAGCGGAGGAGUUGCAGCCGGGAGCUUGCUACCUACAGAUAACGGCAGUUGACCCUGUCAUUGAAGAUGAAGAUCUGGGAAGUAGAAGAGAGAGAAUCAUUUCUCUAUCCACUGGGAGUGUCCGUGCUCGUGUAUUUGACCGUUUCUUAUUUGAUACACCAUUUACCAAAAAUGGAAAGACUCAAGGUGGACUAGAAGACCAGUGGAAGAGGAGGACUGUUCUACAGACCGAGGGCUCCUUCCCGGCAUUGGUAAAUAGACUGUUAGUAACCAAAUCCGAAUCGCUUGAGUUCUCCCCUGUGGAAAAUGCAAUUGGAAUGAUUGAAACUAGAACCGCUGCUCUGCGGAAUGAACUGGAAGAGCCUCGCAGUUCUGAGGGGGAUCAACUUCCACGACUCCAGAGUCUCCAGAGAAUACUCCAAGGCAGUGUUGCAGUUCAAGUUAACAGUGGAGUGUUGAGUGUGUGCACUGCAUUCUUGUCCGGUGAGCCAGCUACGAGGUUGCGGUCGCAGGAGUUACAGCAACUCAUUGCUGCGCUUCUUGAAUUUAUGGCUGUAUGUAAGCGUGCAAUUCGAGUUCAUUUCAGAUUAAUUGGAGAGGAAGACCAGGAGUUCCACACCCAACUGGUGAAUGGAUUUCAGUCCCUCACCGCCGAACUAUCGCAUUAUAUUCCCGCCAUUCUAUCUGAAUUGUAAGCACUGUGUGAAUACCUCUCUUUUUCACUUUUCCUGGGUUUCAUGUAGUAACUAACUCUACAUUCUUGAUCAUAAUUGCUGUGUAGUCUGUCGCAAAAUUGUAUUUCUUCUUGUAUAUAUAUUUUUGUUCAGUAG